This is a messenger RNA of Salmo salar (Atlantic salmon), 1829 nucleotides long. Its product is annotated as small conductance calcium-activated potassium channel protein 3-like. Gene Ontology annotation, biological process: potassium ion transport. Lineage: Eukaryota; Metazoa; Chordata; Actinopteri; Salmoniformes; Salmonidae. Gene Ontology annotation, molecular function: small conductance calcium-activated potassium channel activity. The record is from RefSeq and is a predicted model, not a curated record. Gene Ontology annotation, cellular component: membrane.
AUGGCUAUGAAGUCUGUUAUCAGCCUGUCCUCUCUCAUCCUGCUGGGUCUGGUCAUUGCCUACCACAUCUGUGAGGUGCAGCUCUACAUCCAUGAUAACGGAUCAGAGGACUGGCAAAUUGCCAUGACAACAGAGCGGGUGAGCCUGAUCGCCCUUGAGCUGUUUGUUGCGGCAGUGCACCCAUUCCCAGUGGGUCUCCCAUUGUCAUGGCAAGCCAUGUCCCCCACGCUGUCAGAGACGGAGCUGGAGAUCGUACUGGCUCUACCCAUGUUCCUGCGACUCUAUCUCCUGGGCCGUGCCUUGAUGCUGCACAGCCGACUAUACACAGACACCGCCUCGCGCAGCAUUGGCGCCCUCAACAAGCCUGCCACUGUGGAUAUUCAUAUUAUUAUUUUGACCUGUAUCCAGAUCCACUUCAACAGCCGUUUUGUGGUCAAAACCCUGAUGACCAUCUACCCUGGCACUGUGUUGAUGAUCUUCAGCGUCUCUCUGUGGCUAGUUGCUGCCUGGGGCCUACAUGUCUGUGAGAGACACCACAACUAUAAGGACCUGAGCAGUAACUACAUGGAGGCCCUGUGGAUGGUCUCGGUCACCUUCUUGUCCAUUGGUUACGGGGAUGUUGUUCCCCACACCUACUGUGGCCGCAGCAUCUGUCUACUCACUGGCAUCAUGGGGGCUGGUUGCACAGUGCUGGUGGUUGCCGUGGUUGCCAGGAAACUGGAGCUGACUAGGGCAGAGAAACAUGUCCACAACUUCAUGAUGGACUCCCACUUUACAAAAGGGAUAAAAAUUGCUGCAGCAAAUGUACUGAGAGAGACUUGGAUGAUCUACAAACACACCAAGCUUGCCAGGAAGAGAGAUCACUGCAGAGUACGCAUGCACCAAAGGAAGCUGCUACUCGCCAUCCACCAGCUGCGUGAUGUGAAGAUGGAGAGGAGGAAGUUGGCUGACCAGGCCAACACGCUUGUUGAUCUCUGCAAGAUGCAGAAUCUGAUGUAUGACAUGCUGUCAGAGGUGAGUGGAUUACGAGGGGACCUGGAAACACACACAAACAGUCUGCAGCAGAAUGUGGAGGAGCUGAGAGAAGGCUUCAGGACCCUGAUACCCCUCCUCUCCAGCACCCUCUCCACACAGAACUCUUCCAUCCGCCACCUGCUAAGGGAGAGGGAAGAGCAGGCAGACACAGAGAAUGGGAGGGCAGGAUAGGUAAGAUAGCAAGACAGAUGGCAGGUAUGGGUUGUGCAUCAUCACGGGAAGAGGUAGAGAGUGAUGGGGAACAGUUGGGAUCAGGAUAAUUAUGGGAUUUAGGUCAGGCUAAAAUGAAAUUAGAUUAAUUUUAGGCAGGAAAUAAGGCUACAUCAGGGAUGCAAACUGGUGAAGGCCCAAAAAGGUAACUGAAACAUGUAAAAACAAUGUUUGUUAAAAUGCAGGUUUUAACUAAUUAAACAAAGAAUAUGAUCCAAAUGAUCAGUCUCUGUGUGUAAAAUAGUGGUUAAUGUUAACAAACAGGCACAAGGCUACAUGUGUGCAAAAAUAACAUUCACUGAGUAAAACAUGUAAUAAUACCCCCUCACACACGUGCUACUAUCAAAUCCAACACAUCAAAAGCAAUAUCUUUGGGCUACACUGCAUUGUACACUUUCUGCCUGUGGACAUUUCUUCUACAAUGUCCCAGUAGAGCAUGAUACCCUUUGUUGGCAUAACUGAUCUCUUUCAGGCAGAGAGUACACCUGGCAUAACCCUUUUUAGCCACUGUAUUGAAAAAGUGAGAGAGAGAAAGUGUGUGGUGUUUCUUUCACCUAGUGGCAUCCAGCUUAAGCCAGGCCCAG